GAGCUCUCCACACUGACCGGUACUCAAGUCCUGCUGCUGGUGGCCAGCGAGACGGGCCAUGUGUACACAUUUGCCACACGGAAGCUGCAGCCCAUGAUCACCAGUGAGACGGGGAAGGCGUUGAUCCAAACGUGCCUCAACUCCCCGGACUCGCCCCCGCGCUCGGACCCGACCACUGACCAGCGCAUGAGUGCCACGGGCUUUGAAGAGACAGACCUCACCUACCAGGUGUCAGAGUCGGACAGCAGUGGGGAGACCAAGGACGCACUGAAACCAGCGUUCACUGUCACCAACCUGCCGGGGACAACGUCCACCAUCCAGACAGCCCCCACCACCUCGACCUCCAUGCAGGUCAGCAGUGGCCCAUCAUUCCCCAUCACUAAUUACCUGGCGCCAGUGUCUGCCAGCAUCAGCCCCAAUGCCGUCACCAGUGCCAACGGGACAGUGCUGAAGACUACUGGAGCCAGUGCAGUGACAUCUGGGGGCCUCAUGCCGAUACCCACUGGCUUCACCCUCAUGUCAGGUGGUACCAUGGCUCAGCAGGUCCCAGUCCAGGCGAUCCAGGUGCACCAGGCACCACAGCAAACGUCUCCCUCUAGUGACAGCAGCACUGAUCUUACCCAGACCUCUUCCAGCGGAACAGUGACCCUCCCGGCGACCAUCAUGACGUCGUCUGUGCCAACCACUGUGGGUGGCCACAUGAUGUACCCCAGCCCACAUGCGGUGAUGUAUGCGCCCACAUCUGGCCUUGCGGAUGGCGGACUUGCAGUCCUCAACGCUUUUUCACAGGCGCCCUCAGCAAUGCAGGUGUCCCACGGCCAGGUCCAGGAUCAGGGUGGCGUCCCUCAAGUGUUCCUGACAGCCCCAUCAGGCACUGUUCAGAUCCCAGUCUCAGCUGUCCAGCUUCACCAGAUGGCUGUCAUCGGGCAGCAGAGCAGCAGUGGCAGCAGCCUGACGGAGCUGCAGGUGGUCAACUUGGACACUUCACACAGCGCCAAGAGUGACUGAGAGGCCUCUGCUGCUGGCCUUGUGCUGUUCCUGGCUUGUCGUGCCAGUGCCGGGGCUGGCGGCAAUUCCUUCUCGUACAGACUGCACCAGUUAUUUAUUGUUGCCUUUUCACGUUUCCUUCAUCCACACAUGCACACACACACACACGCACCCACCCCCCUACACACAUACACACAGGCAUGCGCGUGGGGCUGCAGGACCCACCUGGGUUGGAGCUGUGCUGGGGCCAUGCAGGGCUUGGGGGCGUUUGGAUGCUGCGAUAGCCGUACUUGUCUCACGCCAGCCAAAGAAACUUGUCUCUUGAUGGGAGGAUUGCUCUGCGCUGUAAAUAAAUACUGCGGGCCAUUCCCAGCUGGAGGCUCUGGCUCCUUCUGGGCGCUCUGAGUCACCUUGCCCAUGAGUGUUUGCUCUGCGUGGGGGUCAGCUCAGACCCAGAGCCGUCCUGCAGGCGCAGCUCGCAGUGGAGCGGGCCGAGGCUGUGCUGCUGGCCUCAGCAAUGUGCCUUUGUGGGGGUGACGGGUCCUGGCUGCAGCAACUCACCCUGGGCUCUGGCCAGAGGAGAGUGGCCAGCUUGCUGUGCAUCUCUGGUUGGGCCUGUGCGCCCUCCUUCUGGAGGGCAGGGCACAGCCUGUGGCACAUGGCCUCGUCCUCCUCCUAUGCACUACAGUGAGCCCUCUGCCCUCAGUGCCUCCUUGCUGGGCUGCCUGGCGGAUUUGCAGCCUGGCUUCCCGGCAGCUGCCGUUGCACAGCAGAGGUGGUCGGUGGAUGCCCAGGAGCACAACGAUGCCCCAGAGAACUCCUGGGAGGCUCUGUGGCCGGCCCAGCCCCACACUCUCCUCUCAGCCCUCACACUGCUUGCGGACUCUGUACAC
This is a messenger RNA of Leptosomus discolor (cuckoo roller), 1880 nucleotides long. Lineage: Eukaryota; Metazoa; Chordata; Aves; Leptosomiformes; Leptosomidae. The record is from RefSeq and is a predicted model, not a curated record.